Messenger RNA from Suillus subalutaceus, 481 nucleotides. RefSeq lists its product as uncharacterized. NCBI's taxonomy places the organism in Eukaryota, Fungi, Basidiomycota, Agaricomycetes, Boletales, Suillaceae. The transcript is spliced from 5 exons. The record is from RefSeq and is a predicted model, not a curated record. The coding region runs from base 98 to 481 and encodes 127 amino acids.
GAUCGAUUCACUGAUGAUGCAUCGAUGAGCCUGGGCCACGAUAGGUGAAUGAUGCGGGACUCUUAUCUUACUUUGUUUCAACUACUAGCUAUUCACAAUGAGAAAAGGCAAUUCGUCGAGGAAUUCGACACAACAAACCCACACGUCUAGUGAAGGAACAGCUCGUGAAAGUUCGAACCGACCCCGUAGCAGAGUCGGUCGGUUGCUGGAGAAGGUUAAAGACGGUGCGAAUAAGUUAAGGAUCUCGCGCUCGAAGAAUUCCCGUAGCCGUAGCCUUGCUCCCCCGGAUAUCGAGGUUCAGGCUGCUCCAUCUGGUGUAGAAGUGGAGGCUGAUACCCAAUCGGCACUUCGGGAUGCACACGGGGCUGCAAAACGCAUCCAUCCACUCUCGGGACCUGUGAUGUCUGUUGGCCAAGACGCACAAGCGGAUCUCGAUGCUGCCGGUAUGUAUGGACCCUCCUUUCGCUCGGAACCGAACUAA